AAUUUUUUUUUAUCAAUUUUAAUGAAUUAAAUCAAUUUAAACAGAUAUUUACUCACACUUACUGCGACCCAUCCAAUUUCAAUGUUCAGCGUUUCCAUCUUCACUCAUGUAAUAAUAUUUUCUGUCAAAAAAAAUAUUUUAUAACCAUAAUAAUUAACAUAUACUCCUUUUUCCUUUUAUUUCGAACAGAAAAAAAAGCUUAACUUAGGUUUUGUAUAAACCAACACCAAGCCGCCAUCCACUGCUAUCUUUCCUCUCUGCCUCCCUCUGUUUCCUUUGUUUUCUUUUUCACAUUCGCUUGCUUUAACAAAUGCCGGAAAGCAAGCCGGUGAUUGGUCUGACAUGGGAGCCUAAGCUCCCUGUUUUACCUUUCCAAUCUAAAACCUCGUCUGGGUCUAUUUCUAAAUCCCUGAAUGAUCCCCUAAACACUGCCCUUUGGAAACCCCAUCAACACCUCAUCGAUGGCCUCUUUCUACCGCCUAAUCAUCCUUCGAAGCUUAACAAAUUGCUCAGAAAGCAAGUCAAAGAUACUGCUGGCGCUGCCUGGUUUGAUAUGCCUGCCCCAACUCUCACCCCUGAGUUGAAGAAAGAUCUUCAAUUACUCAAGUUGAGGGGAGCCAUUGAUCCCAAGAGACACUAUAAGAAGGAAUCAAAAUCCAAGGCACUGCCCAAGUAUUUCCAGGUAGGCACUGUGGUAGAAUCUGUGACGGACUACUACUCAGGUAGAAUGACAAAGAAGGAGAGGAAGCCAACCCUUGCAGAUGAGCUACUUUCUGAUCCAGCAGUUAAGCAGUACAGGAAGCGCAAGGUUCAGGAGAUUGAAGAACAGAAUCGACCAGCUGGAAAUGAGAAGUGGAAGAUAAAAGGUCGUCAAACGUUCAAGCGGGCAAAGCAACGAAGGCACUGAUGUUUUCAUACUCUACCUUAUCUUGGAAUUUUGACUUUUCUGGAUUACUGGAGUGGAAAGAAAGUUUAUCUGUGAAAUGUCCCAAGCAAUAAUUUGAACUAUGGAGUCGUUUGAAGUGUCAUACAUACACAUCGAUGGGCUUUCAGGUUAAAAUUGUGGGCUCCCACUAAUGAUUCUUCAGUCUGGAUAUUUUAGCAUUUUGUUAGCGGAACAACUCUUUACACUAAACUGCAAGGCGCCUGAAUGUAUCAACCUUUAUCUAGCAAAUACUGUUUUGAAUACUUGUUUACAACCUUCACUAUUUGAUGCUUAGUGAGAUUUGUUUGGGGCUA
Durio zibethinus is the source of this 1239-nucleotide messenger RNA. RefSeq names its product Fcf2 pre-rRNA processing protein. Gene Ontology annotation, biological process: RNA processing. NCBI's taxonomy places the organism in Eukaryota, Viridiplantae, Streptophyta, Magnoliopsida, Malvales, Malvaceae. Gene Ontology annotation, molecular function: RNA binding. Gene Ontology annotation, cellular component: nucleolus. The record is from RefSeq and is a predicted model, not a curated record.